AUGGCAACACCAAACAUCCAUUCAGUCAACUGGUAUCCAAAUGAUCUCCCAAACCCAUCAGAUAAAGUUAUGGUCAAGAUCACCCGUGUCGAUGAGCUCGGUAUUUGGGUCCAACUUCUCGAAUACUCAAAUCGCGAAGGUAUGAUCCCUCUUGGCCAAUUCACAACAAGAAAAUCCAGAAAAGUACCAAAAACAAUCAGAGUUGGUAAAGUUGAUACAGCUAUGGUUACAACAGUCGACGUAGAAAAAGGAAAUAUGGAUUUAACUCGUCAAGGCUUAAAGGAAGAAGAAAUUGCAGCCAACGAAAAGCGUUAUAAUGAUUAUAAGAACCUUAUGAAUCUUCUUGCUUUUGCAUCUACACAAUGCAAGGUCCCACUUGAAGAAUUAGUUCAGACAAUUGCUCACCCACUCACAAAGGAAUACGGAAAUGCUUAUCAAGCCCUCCAGCAAUCAAAUACAAAGCCAGAAAUUCUUGAUGACCUUCAAAUUUCUGCUGAGGUCAAGGAAUCAAUUCGCACCCAAAUUCAGAGAAUGUUCACACCACAGGAACUCCGUAUUCACUCUACAUUCGAAGCUGAAGUUCUUACAAAGGCCGGUGUCGAUGCUCUUCGUGAAGCUCUUGUUGCUGGCUACGAAGCCGCUCCAGACUCUAGCCUUUCUAUCUCUGUUAUUGCUCCUCCUGUUUACUCAGCUGCCCUUAACACCCUCGGCGCUGAACAAGGUAUUGAAAUUCUUAACAAGUGCCUUGAGAUUAUUGAAGAGAAAAUCACCGCUGUUGGUGGCCGCUUCAAUAUCAAGGAGGCUCCAAAGGCAAUCAGCCAGAAGGAAGCUCAAUUACUCCAGCAACAGAUGGAAGAAAUGGGCAACGACGCCAAUGCUAACGACGAUCUUGAUGAAAUGGAACGCCAGGGUCCAGAGUAA
Molecule: messenger RNA, 921 nt
Organism: Trichomonas vaginalis G3
Lineage: Eukaryota; Parabasalia; Trichomonadida; Trichomonadidae
Product: negative regulation of translational initiation in response to stress
Exons: 1
Coding region: 1-921 (306 amino acids)
Cellular component (GO): eukaryotic translation initiation factor 2B complex; eukaryotic 48S preinitiation complex; multi-eIF complex
Molecular function (GO): RNA binding; translation initiation factor activity; ribosome binding
Source: RefSeq, a predicted model, not a curated record